Messenger RNA from Amyelois transitella, 4718 nucleotides. Its product is annotated as translation initiation factor IF-2. Gene Ontology annotation, cellular component: PRC1 complex. The coding region runs from base 219 to 1649 and encodes 476 amino acids. Gene Ontology annotation, molecular function: protein binding. The record is from RefSeq and is a predicted model, not a curated record. The transcript has 10 exons. Lineage: Eukaryota; Metazoa; Arthropoda; Insecta; Lepidoptera; Pyralidae.
UUAUUAUCAACGUGACACAAGGUCGAAAUUUGUCUAGCCGUUACUUAAUACGUUAACUUCGUAUCAAUUUUAUGUGGAUAUCGUUGAUUAUAAUAAGUGACAGUUUAUUGAUCUCACUGUUGAUUUAAGGAUCAGAGUGUAAUUGUAAGUCUAUUAACAAUAACCAAACAACAUUAGAAAGCGUGUAAUUUUACUCUUAAAACAUUGAAACAAUAAAAAUGGAAUCAAUGGAUAACUCACAAUCCCCAAAAGUGAAGUGCAGUGAUGAUAUAGAUGUGACAAGUGAUAAGUUGGUGAUGAAAGUGGAACCUGACGAUAGUGAUGAAGUGAAGGCAGUAGUGAAUAGAAAAUAUUGUUUAACGGAUAUCAUCGAUCAACUCAGAUGCCAGAAUAAAUUGAAAGUUCUCAGCAGGACAACCACCAUCUUAUCAAUAACGGGCUGCCAUGGUGGGGGUCGCAGCCAGGCCACUCUGAUGCUCGCGCCGCUGUCAUCACGUCGCGCCCUGGACGCUGAGGCUCCGGUCGUCUGGCCCGCAUGGUGCUACUCAGGUGAAGGCGGCGGCGGUGGAGGAGCGGCGCGGCGGUGCGCGCGCGAUGCCGCGGCGUCGCCGGUGCACGCGCAGGCGCCCACGCCCGCGCCCGCUCCGCCAGCUCCGCCAGCUCCACCCGCUCCGGCCGCCCCGGCCGCGCCGCCCGCGCCACAAGCCCACGUCAAAAGCGAGCGGCUCAGCCCGCACGAUUCCACAGCUUCCCGGUCCCGCAGCGUCACGCCGUCCACAUCGUCGUACCCGGGCACGCCGCCUGAGCGCGGCAGCCCGCACGCUCCUCCUCACCCCGCGCCAGCCCUCCCCCCGCGGAACUACUCCGACAUAAUGCGAUCGCUUGCCGCGAAAUAUAAUAACCAUUCGCAUUACGACUAUCUAUACCGCAUGAAUGGUUUUACCGCGGAGCGAGCCACGACAUCGCCACAGGCAGACACAAUAGAUGCACCACUCGGAGGUUUAUUCACAAAGCUGGCAAAGAAACAAGGAGGUUCGCCUAGAGUACCCGCCUUCCCAAUCAUGGUGGACAUGAGCUAUACAAAGGCACUCCUAGCGAUAUCGAGGAUGCAGCGUGGGGGAAGGUCGAGGCUCAAGCGCGCACGCGCAGGCAGCAUUCCAGAACAUUACCCGCUUGACCUGUCGGCAGCCGGGGACAGCGGCUACAAGAAGGCAAGGCUCUCGGCCAGCCCCAGCACGAGGAGCGACACCGACGAGCGUGACAGGAUCUCUAAUGAUGAUCGGGGAGAAGCCAGGGGAGAAUGUAUGUGCGCCGAAGCCAGAGCUCGUCUAUCAGCGUGGUCAGUCGAUGAAGUGUGCGAGUUCGUCAGUUCUAUCGACAAUUGCGCCGAAUACGCAUCGAACUUCAGAGACCAAAGAAUCGACGGCGCUGUGCUGCCCCUCGUCACAGAAGAACAGCUAACAGGAAUGCUACAAAUGAAGCUUGGCCCGGCGCUGAAACUCAAAAUGGCGCUCGCUAGUCGACUAGAAACCUGCAGUCAAUGCCGGGCCCUCAACCCGACCACUUCAACUCAACCGGCAACCGGGCCCAAAAUCAAUGGUACUUCAGUCAAAUCGGAACCAAGAAGCAACACCACCAGUCCUAGUUAAAAAAAAAACAAAUUUAAAUACGUUCUAUUUCUAUAUCGCGUUUUUUUUUUUUGUUUUACUGCAUUAAUUUUAGAUAGAGUUUUUAAUUGUUUAUCCGUGAAGGCAAAGGAAUAGGUUACAUUUAUCUGAUAGAGAAUACAAUAAAAAAGUCACUAAAAACUGUGUCUGAAAUUUAAAUGUAUUUGAGUACCACCCAUCUGCAACUUGGUCCAAUAAUAAUCACCAACUAUUAAAAAACGAUUUUUUUUUUUUGCAAAUUUAACUAGAGCUGCGUUCUUUUAAGCAUUAUAUGUAUAUAUAACAUUGUUUUAAACCAUAGAAUCUGAUCCAGCAGCUUAUAUUUUAGGUGUUUGAUCAAUAAGGGCAGCUCCACACGGUAAUCAUAAUAAUUCUAGUUAUAGUAGAGUAUUAGUCACUUCCACAAUCGUAAAGUCUUCCUGAUGUAGAUUUUGCAUUUAGUUAUCUUUUAAGGCGCUUUAGAAUUUACUUAGGUAAUUAAUUUUAUUAACUGUAAAUAAACUUGUCAUAGGUAACGUGUUGCCGUCCAAAUGUAUUGAGUGUUGAAAAUAAUUGUGAAAUGUUUUUGUAUGUGCCCUUGUACAGUUUGUUGUUAUGUAAUUUCCUUACAUGUUUUGCUUAAUUAAUUUUCCAUUAAUUGUCUAUCAUCUAUAUCUAUCUUAGCUAUCUAUCUUUAUCUAUCUAUCUUUCUAUCUAUAUCUAUCUAUCUUUCUAUCUAUAUCUAUCUAUCUUUUAUAGAUAAAAGAGGAAAAAUGGCAAAUAGUAACACUAAUAUUUGUAAAUUACUUUAAAACAGUAUUUCCGAUAUUAAGGUGCGUAUAAAUUAUAUAACAAAACAUGUGAAAUGUUGUAAAACAUAUUUCAUUGUAAUGUGGACACUAAAUUUUAUGAAACAUCUUAAGUAUUGAUGUAUUUAACAGGUUAUUAUUGUUACCUUCAAAUGUAUAACUAACACGUGCACGUAUACGUAUACUCUAGAUGCGAUGGUGCGGGGCGCAAGCUGGCGAAGUGGAAAUGGAAAAUCUUUGAAAUUAACAUAAUCCUUAAAUCACUCACAGUGAAAGACUUAUAUAUCCACAAUACAUCUUUAAUGACUAAAAUCCAUAAUACAUCUUUAAUGAUUUAAAGAUAUGUUAUGGAUUUAUAAGUCUUUUUUAGGUUUCUGGAUAAGCAAUGAAUCAUCAUUGCCUACCCGGAAACCUAAAAAAGAACAAAAAAUUGUUACAUAAUCUGUCCGCACCUUUACCGAAUAUCAGACUUAAUAUUUUCAAAACUAAAAGCAGCUAAUAUAUUUAUUGAGUUCUUAUGACCUAAACUACAUACAAAAAUGUUUGUCACAAUUUUUUUAAAUAAAGAAGUUUCGGUGCUAAAAGACCCUGAGAUAAUAUAUGUAUGUGUCUACUUAAUGAUAGUAAUAUUGUUUGUAUAUAAAUGGCCUAAAUGUAUAAAUACCACAUAAUAUUUGAGGCUACAAGGGAAGUAUAAUACAGGGUCACAAAUUUAUACACUUAUACUACAAAUGUAUAGUUAUAUAAAUGUAUAUAUUAUGCGUCAUUUUUUGCGUCAUUUAUACAUAGCAUUUAUGUACAUCACACCUGAAUGAAAGCUCAGAUAUUACAUACUUAUAAAAUUAUUACUACAGAUAAAAACACAGUAUAUUAAUGGUUAGUAUAAUUUUAAAGACGUAUUUUUUGAGUUUUUUGUAUAUAUGUAUGUCAUACCCAAUUACAUAAGAGUAGUCAAUAUUAGUAAACACGGUUUUUACCUGUGGUUAUCUCCUUAAUUGCCAAAAUAGUAUAUAGAUCAGUAUAUACGAUUUUAACAAUAUUUUGUGCAUCAGUGAUUGUAUUUAAUUUUUACGACCUGUAUAUAUGAGGUCGUUUUUCUUCAUAUUUUGAAACAGACUGAAGCGAUUCAUUAAUUUUUAUUAUUUUUACAUCACCAAUUUGAGUAUUCAAAAACUGUAAAAUACGCUGUUUUUAAAUAUUCGAAAAAUAUAAAUUUAAAUUUGAGUAAUUAAACGGAAUUUUGAAAAGGUGCUAACUAGUAACUUCUACUUAAAUCUCCUGUGCCUUAUCAUCAGUCUUCCUUUAAUAUAAAAUAAAAUAUAUUUUCAAGAGUAUUACGGUUCUACGCUUUAAACUGACGUUAAAAUAUAAAGAUACUUAUAAAGAGUGAAUUGACGAAUUUGUGUUAGCUGAUAAUAUUAAUAUAAUGUAGAUCACUGCUUUCAUUUGUAACUAAUGUAUCAUAAGACGGACCAGUGACUUACAAUGUAUAAAGUAUAAAUAAAAUGUAUAUACGAUUACAUACAUAAAUAAUAAUUUUAUUCGUCUAGAUUUUUUAUUUUCAAUGAGUACGAGAUGGUGAAAUGUAUGUGGAAUUUUCCUUUAAACUUAAUAUGUAUUUGUGAAUUAUAUAUCUAUCGAAAGUGGAUUAUGUAGGAAUAACACAGGAAAACAAAAUCGCACUUUUAUUUUGUUGCAUGAAGUUUUCUACUUUUACUGAUUUGGGUCUGCUAAUUUCGAAUCUACCCUCAGUUUUUUUCAGAAAAACAGUAUGCAACAAACAUGCUGUUUUCCUUUGUUUUUUAUUCAUUCUGAAGAUUUACUUAUUUGUGCUUCGAACCCACGAUCACUGUUUAUUAUUUCUCUUUAAAAAGAAUUUGUUUUCUUGGUUAGGCCACGAACUUUUGAUUCACUCUCGUAAUUGUAAAAUCGACAAGUAAAAAAAUCAUUUUUGCUGUAUGUAUAUAUAUUUAUAAGAUCUAAACCACUUAACUUUUUCUUAUCUUAGGAUGUUCAGAAUCAUGUAAAAACAUGAUAAAUAUGUUUCUUUUAAUUGACGAUUUAUAUGAAAAAACAAUGUUUGAUGUUGAAUGAAUAUUUGUUUUUUUGUUACUGUUUAAGUAUAACAGUGUUUAAGUCAGUCUGUUACUAGCAUUCAUGUACUUACGAGUAGAUAAAGUAGAUUUUUAGGUCGUACGGACUGAGUACAGUCCAAUCCAUAAGUAUUUAUGAGAAGAAUAAAUUGACCGAUUUAUUGAAACAA